CCGCUCGGCCUCCGUGUGGAUCCGGACAACAACCUUGGAUCGGUGGAUGAGAUGAAAGCUGCUGUUUCAGAGUUUAAGAAGAGCCGACGAGGAUGUCCGAGUCUGAUUAAAACAAGAACAAGACGUCCGUGAAAUAUCCACGAUUCAGCAGUGACUCGUCCACAUCGCCACUGAGAUGUCUCUACCAAGGAUCACACGUCUCCCCUCGGUGAGGCUGCUAAGCUCCAUCUACCAACACCAGCAGCCGCUCCUUCCCUCCAUCUCUGCUCUCACCGUGCCCAGAAGAACCGUGACCCAGAACGAAUACAGACGACCCGGCCAGCCCAAAGAAGACAAGUGGCCAUGGCAGAAUAUUAACUUUGGACUCUCGAAGGGUUUGGAGGGGAUAAAGAAACAUUUCACGCUGCUGAAAAAGGAGUUUUCUGACACCUGGGUCGGUCCAGAAGGCAAACCGAUCAUCGAUCACAUGUUGGAGCAGAACCGAGUGGUGUUCGAGUUCAGAAAUCCAGAGGCCCUGGAGUCGUGGACGGUGUCCUCGGAUCGUGAGAUAGGAGGCCAAAGCGAAGCUUACUUGAAGCUCGGCAAAUACAAUACCUGUUUUUUUUACGGGACUCUGAGCUCUGCUCCUCCAAAGGAUGGAGAAACACGCUACAGCGGCUACUGCACGAUGCGUUCAAAGCAAAUGCUGGCUUCAUUUGACAGAAAGCAGCACUACGAUUGGACCACUUUCAACACCCUGCAUUUGCGUGUCCGUGGCGAUGGACGUCCAUGGAUGAUCACAGUCGGAGCAGAGACGUACUUCGCUCACCAGAAAGAUGACAUGUACUGUUAUUUCCUGUACACCAGGGGAGGACCCUACUGGCAAGACGUCAAGAUACCUUUCUCCAAGUUCUUCCUUUCACAUCGUGGGAGGAUACAAGACGAUCAGCAUCCUCUCUGGCUCGACAAGGUAAACACCAUUGGGUUUACUCUGGGGGACAAAGCCGACGGCCCGUUCCAGCUGGAGAUCGAUUACAUUGGCGUCUGCAAAGAUUACGCACACACGGAGGAGUUUGCCUACGAGGUGUACAAGAGGAAUCCUGAAGUCUGAAGUGCUGUGCUGCAGUAUUUCAAACACUACUACUGUUAACUGUCACAUGGUGGACCAAACACCAUCACACCCCCGCCUGUUGGUCUUUGUCCCGCUUCUUUUCAUCUGCUGGUAACGGUGACACUUCACUGACUGUGAUCCAUUCCUUACUUAGUAAAAGCCCUGAAGUGUUUGUGAUCACGUAAGGACUUGUCAAAGGAGAUCAACAAAAUCAAGUUGUUUAU
This is a messenger RNA of Larimichthys crocea (large yellow croaker), 1314 nucleotides long. It is a transcript of the gene ndufaf1, whose product is annotated as NADH:ubiquinone oxidoreductase complex assembly factor 1. Gene Ontology annotation, cellular component: mitochondrion. The record is from RefSeq and is a predicted model, not a curated record. The transcript has 5 exons. Bases 176 to 1090 code for a protein of 304 amino acids. Lineage: Eukaryota; Metazoa; Chordata; Actinopteri; Sciaenidae. Gene Ontology annotation, biological process: mitochondrial electron transport, NADH to ubiquinone; mitochondrial respiratory chain complex I assembly.